UUCACACUUCUCUUCCAAGCUCCCACCGUAAACCCUUCUUUUCUUCUCAAACUUUUAUAGCAGAAAGAAAGUAAAAGGAGAAAACAAAAAAAAAGAACCUCACAAAGCUUACAAAAACGCAGCGUUUCGAAAGGGCUGACGAUUCUGGCUUUCCCUACCAUGGAAGCUUUCAGUCUCCUCAACUACUGGAAGAACAAUGGUGCUGGUGGUGGCGGUAAUGUUUCCUCCGGCCUCACCUUCCUCCCUCCUCAACCCUCCGACUCCUCUUGCCGUUACCCCGGCGAAGCCACCACCAUUGUCACCUCCGUCGCGGAAACCGAGGAAGAAGAAGACGCAGGAGACGACGAAGGACCGUUCUUCGAUCUCAAGUUCGCUGUUCCGCUUGAAGAAGAAGAAGAAAGUGAAGAGAGAGACGAAGUAUCCGAAGAUUCCGACGACGUCGGAGGAGGAGGAAGAACCGGAGAGGGAGAUUCCGAUGGUUGUGAGUAUAAGUUCACGCUCUCGUCGUCGUGCUCCGGCGGAGAAGACGGAGCAGUAGAUCAUCAAGACCUUAUCGUCUCUCCUUCCGGCGACGUUUACUUAAAGGGACAGAUCGUGGAGGAGGAGGAGGAGGCCGAAGCACCGUCAACGGGAACAGAGCAGACGUGCUCCGUCAAAGCUCCGGCGGCUCAGCUAUCGGCGUCUAUUUUGAAAUCAGCUACUAAGCUCCGCGUGUUCAUGCUCGGCGGCGCGAAGAAACCGAAGUUGCUCCAGGCGAAAUCUAGAGAUCCACCACCGACGGAAUCUCAACUGAAAAGUACCGUUACCGUUAGUUUAAAAGCGGAAGAAGUGCCUAUAGUUUCUCUCUUCACUCGAGAUAACAGCUCGAGAAACUCCUCCUCGUCCUCUUCUAAUUCUCCCGCCACUAAGAGGCAAAACGACAGCGAGCCUGUCGUUUCGGAGGAUAACCGUUUCGUGAUGAUGCAAAAGUAUCUCAAGAAAGUAAAGCCUCUUUACAUCCGAGUCUCGCGUCGCUACGGGGACAAGUCGAAGCACUCAGGCCCGUUAAGCUUGGACUCCUCCUCCGCUCCGACGGCGACUAAAGAGGAGUCUCCGGUGAAGAAGGCUCAUAAACCGGGAAACAUAAACAUCAACAUUCCGGCGGGUUUUAAGGUGGUGAGGAAGCACCUCGGUAAAAGCAGAUCCUCUUCCUCGACGACGACGGCGAUUCCGCCGCCGGCGACGACGGUUACGAUGCCGUCUGAGUCUAGGAGACGUGACGACUCGCUUCUGCAGCAGCAGGAUAGCAUUCAAAGCGCCAUUUUACACUGCAAAAGAUCUUUCAAUUCCUCUCGAGAUAAAGAUCCAUCGGUGUUACCAAGAUCGGUAAGUGAUUCUUCCUCUUACGACAAAUGAAACAAUCGUGUUAUCUUUUUCUCGCAUUAACACAUGAUAAUUAUGUUUAUUGUAAAUACUAGCUCUACUAGUAUGUUUAUAGCUUUGUAUUUUGGUAAGAGUGGUAGCAGCUAUGUUUGGUCAUGUAGUGAUGAUGACUAUUGAAACUUUGGAACAUAAAAAAGAAGCUUAUGGAGAAGAAGAAAAAAUAGACUUCUUCUUCCUAGUUCCUCCUAUUUCUCAUCAUCAUUUUUUGAGAGAGGGGGAGAGUGGGGAUUAAUAACUUGAAAUAGAUAUUACACAAAAAAAAAAACUUGAAAUAGAUACACACAUAAAACAUAUUAUAUAGUUUAUAUUCAAUUAAAUUGAUUGAUGUGCUGUUAAUCGUUAUGCCCUAUUGUCAUAUGGAUUAUAAAAAAUUGUUGGUGUUGUCUAAAAUAUUUGACAAAAAGCAGUUUGUUAAAGAGAAGGCAAAAGAUGCUAAACAUGUCAUUUUUGUAACUACGCUAAACAUGUCACUUAAUUUUAAAUUUAUUUCAUUUCUUUC
Raphanus sativus (radish) is the source of this 1921-nucleotide messenger RNA. Its product is annotated as probable membrane-associated kinase regulator 2. Lineage: Eukaryota; Viridiplantae; Streptophyta; Magnoliopsida; Brassicales; Brassicaceae. The transcript is spliced from 2 exons. The record is from RefSeq and is a predicted model, not a curated record. Bases 160 to 1395 code for a protein of 411 amino acids. Gene Ontology annotation, cellular component: plasma membrane.